Molecule: messenger RNA, 7617 nt
Organism: Volvox carteri f. nagariensis
Lineage: Eukaryota; Viridiplantae; Chlorophyta; Chlorophyceae; Chlamydomonadales; Volvocaceae
Exons: 19
Coding region: 1-7617 (2538 amino acids)
Source: RefSeq, a predicted model, not a curated record
AUGGAGGGCCUGGGGUCGGGCAUCAGCGGGCCUCUGCGACUGGCAACAAAGGCCAAUUGGAAACUUGGGGAAAACCUGGCGCUGUCCCACCUAUCCGCUUUGCCUGAGUUGCCUCAAAACAACGCCGAUGACUACCGGCUUCAGCAAUUGCAGUAUGCAAUGCAUUUGGACAGCUCCAUGAUAACCUACACACCGGACAUCGGCGUGCUAAGAAAUGGCGAUCAGGAGCAGGUUGCCAGCCGCUUUGACGACAGUAGGAAUGUCAAGCGCAAAAUCUUCGUCAACAAAGAGAACCCCCGGCGCCGUGCCCCUUGCAUCAUUAUCACCAUUCCGGUGGUGAAACACAACCCAAAUCCAAAAUCCAAAAUCCAAAAAAAGCCCUCCAUGUACGAAUACGGAGUCCUGGAGCGGUUGGUGUCGGUUGCGGAGGAGCUCAAUAAGGCCCAGGCGCAAAUUGAAAUCCGGAAGGUGCUCAAACGCGAAUACAAAAGGCAGGACCGUUGGGGAUACUUCCGGGCCAUGCAGCGCCUCAUGCCCGCCGCCAACGGUGUACGGCCGGGGCACAUCGCGUUUGGAACCUACGCGCCAGGGGGGCCCGUGGCGGCGGCGGCGGCGGCGGCGGCGGCGGGUACUCGGAUGCGGCCGCGGGCUAACGGCGCCGCCGCGAUGAAGGCCACCAAGCAGCCGCUCCAAAGAGACGUGGAUAGACAGGCUGAGGCCGUCCUAGGGGGGGGGGAUGUCGCGGCUGUGGAGGGGGCGGAGGAGGACGGGCAGCUCGCUGCCGCCGCCGCUGCCGCCGCCGCUGCCGCGGGCGGCAGCUCGCUUUCCUUGUCGUGCGGUGGCGACGACGCGCUGUCUCGACUCGACGCCGCGGUUGAGGCGGCUGUGCAAGCGAGCCAGGUUCGGGAGGCUCGGCGCGCGGCUGCUCGGCAGCUGGCCGAGGAGGAGGGCCUCCCCUCGGAGACGUGGUGGGACAUCAUGCAAAAGUGGGUGAGGGGGAGAGGGGAAAUGGUGUGGGUGCUGGUGCUGGUGCUGGUGCUGGUGCUGGUGCUGGUGCUGGUGCUGGUGCUGGUGCUGGUGCUGGUGCUGGUGCUGGUGCUGGUGCUGGUGCUGGUGCUGGUGCUGGUGCUGGUGCUGGUGCUGGUGCUGGUGCUGGUGCUGGUGCUGGUGCUGGUGCUGGUGCAACUCCCGCAGAUUUUGGUGCUGCACCCUCAUGAUGACGAGGAAGAAGCGGAGGGGGAGGAGGAGGAGGAGGAGGACGAAGAGGAAGAAAAGGAUGGGGGAAGCGAGGAAGAGGAAGACGAGGCGGCGCGGCGGCUGCGGCGGCGGCGGGAGCGCAAUGAGGCGCGAAAGGCUCGUAAAGCGGCAGCGGACGCGGCGGCAGGGGAGGGCGAGGGUGGCGGCGGCGGCCAGGGGGGCGCUCGGAAGAAGAAGUCCAAGGGCCGGGGUCGUGCGGGCGGUGCGGGACUGAUUCCCACGUCCAAGAUGACGAUGCUGGUCAAGGUGGUGAAGGAGGCGAUGGCUGCUGCGAGAGCCAUGGAAGCGGAGGACGACGAGAAGGGGAGCGGGAAGGCCCAUCACCAUCAUCGGCGCAAGAACCGCCGCGGCGGCGGCGGCGGCGGCGGCGACGACCCUGCGACGUCGAUGCGCAUGCUGACGGCGGCUGCGGCGGCGCUCAACAUGAGCGUGGAGGCAUACGUGGCGAUGCGGAACCGCAAGAUGGGGGUGACGGCGCUGAAGCCCUGGCAGCCACCGCCCUUCCCCCUACUGAUUGAGGCCGACGGGAAGCCAAUUGCCCUAGAGGAGCAUGAACUUCGGCAAAUGGAGCAGGAGGCCCGUCAGGAGCUUCUGGAAAAGGCCGCCAUGGACUUUGUCGCCGCCGCUACCUCCGCGUCCGCCGCCACAUCGUCCCUGGACACGUCCACGAUCAGCGGCAGUACAAUAUCGGCGUCAGCGUCGGCGUCAGCGUCGGCGUCAGCGUCAGCGGAUGCGUCGUCUGUGCACACCUGGGGCAGCGCGGCAGCGGCAGCGCUGGGCGGCGGCGGCGGCGGCGGCGGCGGCAGCAUCAACGGGCGGCAGCUCUUGCAGUCACUGUCGGUCUCCGGGGCGAGGAGUGCAGCGGAGGCGGCGGCGGCGUUCGCUGCGGCGGCGGCGCCGUCGUUGACAAUCCCCGAGGACGACGUCUGGUCUUUGGUGAAGGAAAAACUCCGUCAGCGCAUGGCGGCGCGUGCAGGGGGAACGAACGGCGGCGGCGGCAGCGCCGCCGCCGCCAUCUCGACGGCGGGCGCCACUGCCGCCAGCAUCCGCGCCAGCCUCUUUGAUUCGGAAUCGGAUUAUGACGACAGCGAGUACGACAGUAGCGGGGAGCCCAAGCGGCGGCAGCGUGAUGAGCUGACGUCCAGGGAACGGGCCACUGUACGGGCUGCUGCGUGGUCCAAGGGCGCGCAGGUCCCCGGCGCGGUCUUCACCCAGUACGGCUGGCUUGAAACGCUGCCUGAUCCGCAGCUGCUGCCGGCCUUGGAGGCGUACGUCAGGAGACUGGGCAUCCCACGCGACGGGUCCACGCCACAACAGCAACAGCAGCCACACCCCCACCCCCACCAUCGACCUGCAGCCCGUGCGCAUAUGCAGCCCCUCAUGCGCCGUACUGCUUCUCCGUACGAUGGGCAGCAGAGGCCUGUCAGUCCCGGCCGCGGCGGCGGCGCCGCCGCCAGGUCCCCGCCGGGGCCCAACAGCGUCGCCGCGAUCCUAGGGGCCACCUCCGCCGGGUUCUUCGUCACCCACGCGCCCAUCGCGCCUCACCCGCCGUCGGCGCCUCCGGCGCGGCCGCCACGUGGAGGUGCCGCCGCCGCCGCCGCCGCUGCAGCCCGAGCACGAGGGGGAUUUGAGGACGAUCCGCCGCCGCCGCCGCCGGCACCGGCAGCAGCGACGAGGCCUUCCGGGCUAUUUGCGUUCUCUCCUGGGAGCGGGGUUCCUGCGGUGGUGGGUCGGGCCCUGGGCUCCCCCGCGACUUCGCCCACUAAUUCAUCUCGAUCGCUCUUAUCGCAGAUGAGGUCGGGCGGUGAAGGGCAGGGUCUAGCGGCGGCGGGGCCUGGCGGCGUCAGCAGCGGCGGGCGGUCGUUCUCGACGUCGCGGCGUGCCUUGUCCCCAACCGGACCUCAGGGAAUGGGGGAGGAAGGGUCGACCGGAAGCGACGGCGGUGGCGGUGGCGGUGGCGGUGGCGGGGUUGUAUUGGGAGUAUCGGUGUCCAUAUCGCCGCGAGCCCACGGCGGAGGCCAUGGCGGCGUGAGCUGGCGCGCGGGUGCUGCGAGCCGGAGAUCGCCGUCUGGAGCAGCCGCAGCCGCCGCCGCCGGCGGCAGCGGCGGCGCCGCCAUCUCUGAGGAGGCUGGCAGUAGCGGCGGUAGCCGCAGCCAUGGGGACGCGGAGGGUGAAGAUGGAGAUGAAGCACAACAACAUCACCAGCAGCAGCAGCAGCAGCAGCAGCAGCAGCAGGAGGUGGAGGGGGUGGAGGAGGAGGUGGCAGCCCCACCCGCCCUGAGCGGAGAGCCAUUUCAGGCAGGCGCCAGUGACGACCACUGCGUUCCUCUUUCCGCUCUUGGCAUUUUUGAGAGCUCUGACGCGAGGGGGAAACCCAUUCGCUUAGUAAUGCGUCUCGCAAUCUGUUGGGGCCGUAGCCUCGUAACAGCUUUUUUGACGGUUGCGAUGGCGGUGCUGCGGUCCAAGUCCAUCAAACCAGGCGUGGCGGAGCGGGUCUUUCCGCAGGGACAGGCGCAUAUCAACGACCCGUCAUCAAGUGUCGUACCGCCGUCGCCGACGCGGCGUGACGGCGAUGAUGCUGGUGAAGGCGCUGACGGCGCUGACGGCGCUGACGGCGGCGGGCCUGCGUCGAACCCCUUGGACAACAUCAGCAGCAGCAGCAGUACGAGCAGCGAUGAAGAUGCCGACGGCUGGGCUACGGCGUCGGACGAUUUUGACAGCUCAGAUAAGGGAAGUGGUGCUACUGCAGCAGCAGCGGCGGCGGCGGCGGCGGCGGCGGAAGCAGAUAAGGGAAGUCCAAUUGACGACGCAGGCAACGGUUAUCCCGACGAAGCGGGGGUGAUGAUGGCGGUGGGUCACGCACUCGCGACGACGUCUACGAGAGUGCAUCCGCCGCAGCCGGCGGCGGCGGCGGCGGCUGGCGUUGCCGAAGGCUCCCAGCGGCGUCAACGUCCGUCGGCGGCCCAAGGUCCCCCUGGAGUGGCAACUGCCACUGCGGCGGCGGCGGCGGCGGCGACGACGGGGCCGUAUGUACGUCGGCGGGUAGCGCCUCUGCCGCUGGUUAUCCCCGAACCCAGGCCCAACGCGUUGCACGAUGCCGCCACCACGGCGGCGGCGGCGGCGGCGGACGGACGAGGGCGACCGUUGGAGGACGAGGACGGCGAGCGGCAGUUUGACCUGCUGUACGACAUGACGCGUUGGGCGGUCGCGCGCCCGUCGACGCCGAUCAACUACAGGUUGGAGGACGAGCACGUGUCUGUCGUACUGCGCCGGAACAAGGAAGCGAGGCGGCGUGAGGCGGAGGCGGCGCACCAGGCGCGUCGCGCCCACCUGUUGAUGAUGUACGGCGGCGGCGGAGCGGUGUACGGCGGCAACGCGUACGAGAGGGUUAUGUUCCGUCGCCGCCACGCGCGGGCCUUAGCAGCGCUGGCGGCUUCGCAGAGCCCGCUAGCAAAGCUCCUGCGCGCUUUGGCGUUUGACCGGGAGACCCUAGGAAAGGCUGUCGUACAGCAGCACGGCAGCGGCAGCGGCGGCGGCUCCACAGCACUCACUGCCUCCGGCGCCGCCUCAUCCGCCGGUACGACAUCAGGGGGUGGGAUCCGCCAGCCUCGCCGCCGCGGCGGCGGCGGCGGCGGUUGGCGUCGCUUUCACCCUGCCGGUGCCGUACAAAGCAAUCUGAGCGGCGGUAUUAGCUGGAUGCAGUCGCCCAGCGGCAGGACACAGCUGCGAUUACGGCGUGGUGGCGGCUGUACGUCGGGCUUUGGAAACAGCUACUACUGGCGCCAACCUGUACGACUCGCCUCGCUCAUGCACAUUCGGCCUGCGGGCUGCCUGGAUCGCGGGGCGGAAGCCGUCGAGGGCCAUCACGGCGGCGUCGACGGCGGCCUCGGCGUCAGGGUCCAGAAGGCCGGUGGCGGACCGAACGUGGCGGACCCCUUGGCGGCGCUACAGCCGCUGCCGCCGCCGCCGCCUGAGGUAACGAAGAUGGCAAGUACGGCACUCAAGCUGCUCGGUGAGCUCGGCUCUGAGAUCGGGCGGAUGGAGGAGGAGAUUGAAGUGCUCCAGCGGCGAGCGGAGCGAGACGCCCGGCGGCAGCUGGAGGGCGGCGCCGCCGCGCCACUGCCGCCGUCUCCGCCGCUACCAGCCAUGGCGGCGGCGGCGGCGGCGGUGCCACUGCAGCGGAGCCCGUCGGGUGCCCAGAACCGCACGCAGCUGCUCAGCCUCCACCAGCAGCAUCACCACCUGCAAGCUCAUCAGGCGGUACCGCAGCCGCCGCCGGCAGCGCAGCAGCGGCCGCAGUCGCGGAGCCGCGUAUCCCCGCCGCCGCCCUCCCUGCAGCGGCUGACGUUGACCGCCUGGGAGCCGCCGACGGGUGUCCACGGCACCGCCGUACCGCGGAUACCGCACCCUCAGCGGUCGGCGUCGCCGCCGCAGCUCCGAGCGCCGCCAGGCCGUCAGGACGCCACCGCUGCCAGCGGUCCCCGCCGGCCGGCGCUGGCGGGGGGCCCGAUGCCCACCGGCUCGGCAGCAGCGGGCCGCGGCCAGAUGAGUACGGCAGCUUGGCGGGGCGCACCAGCGCAGAUGGGUCGGGUCGUGAGCCCGGAGCUUGGCGCCGUCGGUUGCGACGGCGGCGACGGCGGAGGCGGCUCUCCGACGGACGGCGACGGCAACGGCGACGGCGACGGCGGCCAUUGCCACUCGGCGCCACUCUUGACCCGAAACCUACCGACAUCGGCGCCGACGCAGCCGCUACUGCCACCAGCUGCAUCCGGAACACUCAGCCCUACUCAGUACAAGUUGUCGUAUAUUGGAUCCAGAUCUGGAUCCAGCUCGGGAUCCAUCUCAGUGGGACUGCAGAGUGCCGGGAACUCGGUUCCGCUGGAUGCCGUACUGCCUCCGGGCCAUUCGCUGGUGGCAGCGGCGCCGCCGGCGGGCUCCGACGGGGUUGUCGGUCGGCGACGAACACCAAGCCCGGCGUUGGUGCCCACACCCCACAACACACUGAGCGAGAACCAGGGAUGGCCGUCCAGCCGCGGCAACUCGAUGCCAGGAGUGGCGUUGGCGGCGUUGGACGGCGGCGGCGGCGUCCCCGCCGCCGCCGCUGCGGCGGCGGCGGCGGCACCCGCCUGGGCUUCACCGCGACGGUCCAUCACGGGGUUAGAGCCCGGCGGCGCCGCUGGCGUCCCAUCGGACGUGCCGUUCCCAAGAUCGGCGGCGGCGGUGGCGAGCUUAUCGCCGCCGUCACAUGCGCAUUUGGGUCACAUGCGAGUGCAUCCCUACCCGCGUAACAACUCGCCACCGACGAUGCUACCGAACAUUGCCGUAGGUAGUGCCGGCGGCGGCGCCGCUGCGGUCGUACCCGCACAUCGACCGAGCUCCGACGGCAACCCGUACGGCGUCGGUGUGGCGGCGCGCGGGAGCAUCGGCGGCUGGUUUUCAGCCGGCGCGGCGGCCGGUGCGGCCGCUUCGGCACAGGCGCCGCCGCCGUCAGCUCCUCGGCCGCGUCCGGGCUUUCCACCCGGUCAACCGGAGGUCCCUGCAGCGCCACCGCAUUCACCGCCACGAGCAGCCGGGGGUAGCAGUACGACAUCUGCGCUAAGUGCCGUACUGCCUGAAAUUCCGCAAACGUCCUUGUCACCGCGAAAUAAUUCCACAGUUGGCACGCAGGGCGUACGGAGCUCCGUGUCGUACGACAUCACCGUCGGGCCCGUGGGCGCCGUUGGCGGCCGUCCUUCGACGCCGUUGUUGGGUAUAUCGCGGUCCAGCGGAUCGCCGCCGCACAGCCCUCUUCGGAGCUACCCCCGCAUGGAGCUUGGUUUAGGAGCGGGCGGCUCGCCACUCCGCAUGCGCCACGGCUCGUACACUGGCCCUGGCGUGCCGUAUUACCAGCACUUGGCGGGUGGCGGCGUCGGCGCCGCCUCCGCCACUGCCGUAAGCCAUCCAUAUACCUUGAAUGACGCGGGUAAUAGCGGGGGGCCGUCCGGCGUCAGCGUCGAGAGCCUCUUACUCAACGUUGCGCUUUUCGGUCCCGGUGGCCUUGGCGGCGGCGGCGGCGGCGGCAGUGGAUUUGGAAACCGGGCGGCAGCGGCGCUGCGCGCGUCGGCGACAGCGCUGCCGCUGCUUUCCGGCAGCACCCGUCGUCCGCGCGCCUCUGAUGCGUCCAUGGCGAUGCCGACGACAACGACGGCGGGGGCAACUCUGGCGGCUGCGUCCUCAGCACCGGCGGCGACGGCGGCGACGGAGGGCCCCGCCGGCGGCUCGUCGCGCUUUGGCCGUGUACGGAGGCUCAGCAUGGGGCCAUUGCCUGGCGGUCCCAGCGGCGGGGUCACCGCCUCCGCCGCGGCCAUAAUCUCGCCGUAG